Drosophila innubila is the source of this 1109-nucleotide messenger RNA. RefSeq lists its product as uncharacterized. The record is from RefSeq and is a predicted model, not a curated record. The coding region runs from base 82 to 876 and encodes 264 amino acids. NCBI's taxonomy places the organism in Eukaryota, Metazoa, Arthropoda, Insecta, Diptera, Drosophilidae. The transcript is spliced from 3 exons.
GCAUUUGUUUAUCGCAAAAGUGAACCGUAUAUAAAUUGAAACAUAAAUACAUAGUGCCCAUAUUGCUCGAACUUUUUCAACAUGUCAGGCAUUAAAAAGUGUGGAAUCACUAUUGCCCUCUUGAAUGCUAUAUAUUCAUUUGCAUACAGUUAUACCUCUGCCAAAGAUGCGCGUCAUGCGGAUAAACAAGAUGUAAUGCCUUUCGUAUGGUUAAUCGCCUAUUUUAUUAACGAGGGUCUGAACCUAUUUCUCGUUCAUUGGUUAUUCCACAACGAUCUUAGAGCCAUAAUGCUGUGGUUCUCUUACACUGGAUUGAUACUUGUAUAUCGGAUCUUUGGAUUGAACUGGAAAGAACGGAGUUCAAAUUACAUAAUUAUCGCAAUGGUUGUAAAUGCUUAUAUACUCAUUUCGUCUAUUGUUAUGUAUAAAGUCGUUGCUCACAUCAAAGCACAAAAUGCCGUAAGAUUGGAAACUGUCCAAAAUCUGCCAGGAAAUUCAAGGAGAACAGCUAACAGAACUGGAACCGCUAACACUCCUAGAACUUAUGGCUGGAAUACGAAUAAUUCAAGACAUUAUAGUACACAGCCCGAAUUCUUUUCAGAAAUACUUGUGAAUGAGAGAAAUAAUGAGUCAGUAUUCAGCGAAAGAGAAUUCGGAUGCAUUGCCUCAAGUGUCUUGAAUCACCAAGAUAGUUCCAAUUCGAAUUGUUGUGAUAAUAGCUGUGGUGCAGAUAAUCAAUCUGGAGGAGGUGCCGAUGGAGGUUGCUGCGACGAUGGAGGUGGAUGUGACAGUGGAGGAGGCUACGACGAUGGUGGUGGCUACGACGGAGGAUGUGACGCUGGAGGAUAUGAUUGCGGAGGAGGCAAUGAUGACUGAAUCUUCAACUGCCGUCAUCUUUAAUAUACAAAGAUUAUUUGACUAUGAAUAAUCAUCUCGAAUAAAUCCAAUGAUAACAUAAAACCAAUUAAAACCUCAGCAAAUGCCAUUCGAAAUGCCUUAAGAAACUAUGCAUUUAAAUUUAAUUUAUUUUACCAAGUUUUUUGUUCGUAUUGUAACUAAUAAUAAUAAAAGAAUGUACAAUUGGUAAAUUUGUACCCAUCCAACACUAA